UCAACAGGUGGUCAUCAAAUAAGCCUUCGAAAAAGCGUGCGUUUUUUCUAUAUGUCUCUGUUCUCCACGUGCAAUACGCUUUUCGUCGAAUUUUUGGGUUGCCGAUUUCUAAAGGGAAAACGAAUCAAGACGGGACUUCUUCCAGUAGUUCUGUUCUUGUAGACGAAGCUUGGUCACGACGGCCACCAGCAUCAGGCUCACCAACUUUAUCCGGAGAUGAGCAGGAGGCUCAAAAAUUCUCUUUGAAUACCUAUUUCGGCAGCAAGAACGAAGUCCUUUCCAUUCUCUUCGCUUUCGACUGCCUGGCAGAGUACUACGGCAAACAAGCUUCAGUUGAAGAGCAUUCUGUGGAUAAGGAACAAUUGUACAAGCUCUUGCUGGAGGCUGAAAACCAAGAAAUGAUAACGAUAGAAGAGAUGAAGCAUGAUCAUCCGUCCACUUCUAGAUCACGCAGAAGCAGGUCUUCAGUAAAGCAGUUACGACAAGCAGAUAACGACCAUAACGACAAAGAACAUGCUUUGCUUCAAGAUUUCUAUCUUUGUCAAAUAGCACAUCAUGGUGAUGGAGCUGAUGAAGCUGCAGCGAGUCAGGUGGACUUAUCAUUUGCAUGUCCAGUCUUCGAGUUUGAGCAUCAUAAAAUGCACAAAACCGAUCCGAGAAAGAUGCAUUUCUUCGUGAUGGCGGCUAACGGGAUCCCAAUAACCACCAGCUUGCUCGAAAAGGAGCUAAAACUCCUUGGCGCCAGAGCUACUAGUGGAGAAGUCUUAAAAACUCUAUUCCAAGAAGAGGACGAUGAGGUUGUGGUCAUGGCUGUUCCACCUGAUGAGGGGUUGUUUUUUUUGGAGGAACACGAUGAGGUGGCAGAUGUUGAAGAAGCGGAGGAGCAACAUGCUGCUCGUAGUACUGUGUCUGUGAUGGACGUACCAGGCGACGGAGGAGCAAGUGUUGAUCCACAACAAGGGGUAGCGGUAGAGGAACCGGAAGUGCC
Messenger RNA from Amoebophrya sp. A25, 988 nucleotides. NCBI's taxonomy places the organism in Eukaryota, Dinophyceae, Syndiniales, Amoebophryaceae. The record is from the annotation of a GenBank genome assembly.